AUGCGACGUUUCAUCGUUUUUCUUUUUGCUUUCACAUCGAUCAUUUCGACCGGAAAUGUUGUGGCUAAACUCGGCGCAACCGGAGGGGUCAGUUAAACUUCAUCUCCCGCUUCUAUUGUUCCCUUUUCAGAAUCGAACUGUUCCUGAUGGUGCUGCGGACUUUGCCGGUGCGGAAAUCCUUUCUACAAAUCCCGAAGAAAUGCAGGAAAUGCGGAAGCUGCAGCCAAAGUUCCAGUUGAUGAACUGA
This is a messenger RNA of Caenorhabditis sp. 36 PRJEB53466, 247 nucleotides long. The record is from the annotation of a GenBank genome assembly. NCBI's taxonomy places the organism in Eukaryota, Metazoa, Nematoda, Chromadorea, Rhabditida, Rhabditidae.